AUGCCCGUUUCUUUCAAAACCAAAGGCGGAAGCAAAGUUCCCCUUGGAUGCGCAUUGACUCGUGAUAUCAAGACUCAUCUUGCUCUCCGGUACGUAGCAGGAUUCUUUGGAGCUCCAACUGUCACAAAUGCGGGAGGCUCUAUCACAGACAUGUGGCACCCAUCCGAGCGUUCGGUUCCUUGGGCCAUUUUUUCAGCUGCAAGCUUUCUAACAGUGAUUAUUGGCCCAAUUAUUGGAGGUGUUAUAGUUAAUUAUUUAUCCUGGCAAUGGACAUAUUGGACAUCGAUGAUUUUGGGUGGCGUUGUUUAUAUUGCUGCCAUCUUCUUUCUACCUGAGACAUAUCGCACAAAACUGCUGAAAACAAAAGCAGCCCGUCAGGGCCUCGUCGUUCAGAAUAUUGACUUGGCGAGCCGGUACCACGUUUUUGCAUACCUCACUGAUUGUUAUGGCGAAUACUCGGCAAGUGCUAUAGCUGCCAGUGGUGUGCUUCUCCGUUUAUUUGGUGCCGCUUUCCCUCUCUUUGCGAGCAGCUUAUAUGGAACGCUUGGUAUUGGGUGGGGUACAAGUCUACUCGGUUUUAUUGCGACGGGUUUGGCACCCCUGCCAUGGUUCUUUUAUCGAUACGGUCCAAUCUUGCGAAAGAAAAGUGAUAAUCACCCAUAUAAGGCUUUUGACAUUUCACCUGAGAUGAUUACAGCAUGGCGGUUAUUGGAUGGAGUCAAUCACUUCCUUAUUAUACUAUUAUACUACGAUACUACUAAUCCCUAUAUACUAUAUAGUAACAGUGACUUCCCACAGAAGAACGCACAGUUGACGCUCAACCGGGUUACGCUCUUCUUGCUGCGAUGGUUAUGCUCUAGGAGAUUCGCACGUUGGCUGAUGUCGAACCACCCGUUUGACUUCUAUGCUUGGUGUCCCAGGGCAAAGCAGGUAUGGGCUCAUUACUUUGGUAAGGUUAUGAACGUUGAACUAAGCUUAAACGCCCCAGAACUUUAUGCUGCGCUUGCAAAGUUGAAGUCUCAGGUUCAGAUCAGCAUGAAGUUUAUCAUAUUUCUGAGUAGGCGGCAUUUAUAUACUCCAUACCUCGAUCAAAAGUACAUCCACGAGGCUAGUUGCACUAAAUAUUUUGGUGCCGUCUCAACAGGCUUAACUAAUUCCAGCAAAGAGGCAAUGGUACGAUUACGGAUGGUUUUUCCCGAGCAGGGGUACUGUGAUGUCCGCUACACCCUGUACAUACUGUUAUGA
Molecule: messenger RNA, 1245 nt
Organism: Microsporum canis CBS 113480
Lineage: Eukaryota; Fungi; Ascomycota; Eurotiomycetes; Onygenales; Arthrodermataceae
Exons: 10
Coding region: 1-1245 (414 amino acids)
Biological process (GO): transmembrane transport
Molecular function (GO): transmembrane transporter activity
Source: RefSeq, a predicted model, not a curated record